AUGGACGAUAUGUUGGAGAGCAACAACGGCCGGGUAUUUGCUGGCGUGGUGGGCCUGUGGGUGCUAGGCUGGACGUUCAUGCAGGUGAAUAUGUGGAGGGAGCUCACGCCUGUGUACCGGGAGACCACCUGUGGUCGCCAGGAAUCCGUACUAAACGAGUUCCGGUUGGGCACAAAUGACAUUUACGUCGACUUGCAGAUCAGCGUGCAAUGUCAGAACCCGAACCCAUACAAGAUCGACAUUCUCAACUCAGAGCCCGGGAUUGUCCAGAUCGUGGCUGGAGCAAGGCCACAGGACAGAAUUGAUGUCGGGCGACUGAAAGUGAAGCCUGGAUCCAGCCUUUCUCGCUAUGGGAAAGGGCGCGUUUUCGUGGAUAUGAAUGCCACGAUACAGAAGAACAUCAGCGCUCGGCUCUUGCCGGUCUUCUUGAGCGCAGCAGAGAUACCCAUCCUCAUGCAGUUGCGAUUUCAAGUUGGGAUCCGGCUCUUUUUCGGCUUGGGUGGCAGCUGGCAAGCCAGGGCACCCUUUGACAAGGCCUGUGGGCUUCAAAUGAUGGGAGUCUUGGUGAACUCCUUCCAACAGGACAAAGACAGAAGUCGACUGGGGCCCUUAGUGUGCAAAGACACCUGGGACGAGCUGCUCCUUCCUGGCACCAUCCCUGCAGCAACGGAGGCCAAAGCCUUUGACCACAUGGACUUCGAGGCAGCUCAGGUGGCACCCAUGGAGGUACAAACGGGCGAGUUGGCAAAGAACGUGAGCUUCAGCAUUCUGGUUGUUUGCUCGUCCCUGAUUUCCGGCGUCUUCUUGUGGAUCUCGCGGUACGGCAAGAUCCCGGAAGACCUGCGGACGCUGAGGGAGCGUGCCGUGCAUUUGGCAGUGUCCACCCUCAUGGGGAGCAGCAUGCAGAGCCAAGCAGGCUGGGAAGCCAUUCCUCCUUGGCACAGCGCAAGCGGCAUCUCGGCAGGUCCGGGACCAGGACCAGGAUCUUCCUUGUCCAAGUCAAAGUCCAGCUCGCAGCCAGAUCCCUCAGAGAAGCUUCGCACUACACCGGUUGAUCCGGCUCCGCUCGUGCAGGUGGAGGAGGAGCCAGAGCGAGAGGACCAGGAGUCCUGGACGCGGCCAGCUCACCAGAAGGAGAUUGUCCGCGAGAGGGCAUCUACAGAGACCAUGAUCGCCUCCAUCAAGCAAGCGAAUGGUGAGACCAGGGGUCUCGCGGCAUCCGUGCGGGUCACUUGGAUGGAUUGA
This is a messenger RNA of Symbiodinium pilosum, 1245 nucleotides long. Lineage: Eukaryota; Dinophyceae; Suessiales; Symbiodiniaceae. The record is from the annotation of a GenBank genome assembly.